AUGGCCUCAGCCGAAGCUAAGCCUGCCGCUGCGAAACCCGCCGAGGAGACCAAGGUCGAGGAGCCUCAGAAGCCCGCGGCGGUCGUUGGUGAAGAUGACGAGUUUGAAGACUUCCCCGUAGAUGGUAUGUACUGUACUUUACUGGGCCCCGAAGACGCCGAGGCUGCCGAGGGCGCCGAGACGAAGCACCUCUGGGAGGAGAGCUGGGACGAUGAUGAUACGAGCGAUGACUUCUCCGCACAGCUUCGUGAGGAGAUCCGGAAGGUCGAGGCGUCCAAGAAGCGCUAA
Molecule: messenger RNA, 288 nt
Organism: Parascedosporium putredinis
Lineage: Eukaryota; Fungi; Ascomycota; Sordariomycetes; Microascales; Microascaceae
Source: the annotation of a GenBank genome assembly